GCGGAAGUAGCUUCUCUGUCAAAUAUCUAAACAAGCUACUUAGCAAAGGAGAGAGCUCUGAUCAGCAGGGCCAACUCCCGCCCCCGAGGCUGGAACAGAGCCGUGUCCCGCACAGACUCAGAUCUGGGUGUCCUGGGAGAGGCGAUGAUGGAGUCAGUCGACAGCAGUGGCUCCAGGUUCACUCCUCUGGUGGUGCUGGAGCUGUCUUCAGACACUAAGGAGGAAGCCAUUGGAUGGCUGCUGAGCAGGAUAAGAGACCAACAGCGGAAUGGAGGUGCCGAGCUGCUCGUGGAGCAGCUGGGACCUGGAAUCGCGGCACAGGAGAAAGACAACCCCAACAUGUUCCUGGUGGGGGCCUCCCAGCAGAGGCUGCUCUCUGGUGCUGAGGAUGUGGGGCUCUUCAAGGAGUUCAGUGACGGGUCCAUGAGGGGCUUCACCUGCGCCAACAAACACAACUUCAAAGACUUUAAAGGGGAUGGAGACAGCUUCCUCAGCAUGGCCGAGUGUCAGUACAUCGUGAAACAUGAGCUGGACACAUUAAGAGCCAGAGAUGAGACUCAUGUACCAGGAUACGCCCAGGUCAAGCUGUACCCUGGGAAAUCUAUCAUCCGCAGACUUCAGUCCAAAGGGAUCCUGAUCCAGAUGUUUCCUCUCCACGAGAAGGAGGAACUGAAGAGACUGUCUUUUUCCUGGUACAAAAAGGUGAAGUUGUCCCUUCAGCCUCUUGAUGAUAUCAGACACUACUAUGGUGAGGGCCAAGCCUUCUACUUUGGCUUCUUGGAGUACUUCACCUUUGCCCUGGUGCCCAUGGCCCUCAUUGGAGUGCCUUACUAUCUGUUUGACUGGGAGGGCUACGACAAAUACGUAAUCUUUGCUGCGUUUAAUUUGGUCUGGUGUACGGUUAUACUGGAGUUAUGGAAGCGGUGUAGUGCCUCACUAGCCUACCACUGGGGCACACUGAGCAGGAAGAAAGCCUUUGAAGAACCUCGGCCUGGUUUCCAUGGUGUCCUCGGGUUCAACCCUGUGACGGGCCGCGAGGAGCCUCUCUACCCCAACGCAAAGAGGCAGCUGCGGAUCUACCUUGUGUCCGUGCCCUUUGUGCUGCUCUGCCUCUACCUGUCCCUCUACGUCAUGAUGAUCUACUUUCAGAUGGAGGGCUGGGCACUCACAGUCCACGAUGAGGAGCCCACAUUCUGGACGGGAAUACUACUGUUCAUCCCCAGUAUCAUCUAUGCUGUGGUCAUAGAGAUUAUGAACCUGAUCUACAGGUAUGCUGCGGAGUUCCUCACAGAGUGGGAGAAUCACCGGCUAGAGUCUUCAUAUCAGAAUCACUUGGUCCUCAAAGUGUUAGUCUUCAACUUCUUCAACUGUUUCGCCUCGUUGUUCUACAUCGCCUUUGUCAUGCAGGACAUGGUGCUGCUCAGACAGAGUCUGGCCACCCUAUUGAUUACUAGUCAGAUCUUGAAUCAGUUCAUGGAGGCCUUCUUGCCCUACUGGCUCCAGAGGAGACGCAACAAGAAGAUGAUCCACAAGGUCCGGAAGAGAAAAACUCUGGAGGACAAAGAGCUUCCUCUGGCCGAGCAGGUCCGGCUGGAGGCUGACAUGAGCACGUACUUGGGAACAUUUGACGACUACCUGGAGCUGUUCCUGCUAUUUGGUUACGUCAGUCUGUUCUCCUGUGUCUACCCUCUGGCUGCCGUCCUGGUGGUGUUGAACAACAUCACUGAGGUUUACUCUGAUGCCUUCAAGAUGUGUCGCGUGUUCAAACGACCCUUCUCUGACCCAGCAGCAAACAUAGGAGUCUGGCAGCUCGCCUUUGAGGCCAUGAGUGUGAUCGCUGUUGUGACCAACUUCGCUCUGAUCGGCAUGUCUCCAGAAGUCAAGGCCUACUUCCCCGAAUCAGAGACACAGCUCAUACUGUGGACAGUGGCUAUAGAGCACGCUCUGCUGGCCUUCAAGUUUCUCCUGGCCUUCCUCAUCCCAGAUGUUCCCAAACACAUCCAGAUCAAACUAGCCCGGCUGGAGUUCGAAUCCCUGGAGGCCCUCAAGAAAAAGAGGCAGCUUCAUGGAGGAAAAUGCUUGAAGCCUCGGAGCUGGGGAAGAUGCAGUGAGGAGGAGAGGAGAGUCUACAGAUACUGACGGAGCUGCAGCAGCUUCAACAUCACACUGUUGUUUACACAUCCACACGUUUGUAUUAUGACAUGAACAACUUUAUUUUUUGAGUUUAUGCGGUUGAUUUUCAUGCACAUGUUUAUCUGCAGCGUCUUCACAGCAUCACUGAAACUUGUCAUUAAACAGAGUGUACCUCUGUACCAGGUGUAUUAUAAAUGAGACGUACUGUAAUGGGGUUAUACUUUGGUUUGGUGUAAACGUGGGAUAAAUGGGUAAAAUGGGUAAAAGUCACAUGUCCAAAUCAUGGAUGAAUGCUGUAUUAUGACAAAAUAUUCUAUUGAAAAUAUCGAUUUUUAUAUCCAGGAUGGGUGGAUGUAGUUUUCAGUUGUUUGUUCUGUUUCAGUCACGGUGGGUCGGGUUCAGUCAGGACUGUGGUUUGGGAUUAUUUAACUGUCAAAAUUUGCCUACCGUCCAAAAACGAUUAUGAAGGUGUUAUAACCUCACACACUUCACCAAUAACAUGCUGGCUUACACCACAGAUAAACUGAGCUUCAGUACCGCAGCUGCUUGCAACUGAAGACGUCUUACUCCCAGUUCUGUGCUCCGAGUACUGAAGCAAAGAGAGGCCAAAAAGAUUUAAUCUGCAACCCAACGCAUAAAUUAACCACAACUAAUAUGGCAUAUUAGCAGUCAAAUAUUUUACUUUGAGAAAUGUUGUUUUGUCACAGAGGUGACGGUCUGUCAGUCAUGUGAUCUUAAAUUUCUAAGACCUAGCAACAAUUCAAACCACAUAAAUUCAGCGGGAUGAUUUUCAAAGUAAAAUGUUUAAUGCCGUGAAUUUCAAUUUCAAUAUUAUUUAUUUAUUAUUAUUUUAUGGCCUUUCUUUGUUACCAUAUCCAAGAGCUUGUGAUGAGAUGAUGUUGAUUUUGUAUUUUCUCAGCAUGUGAUGUGACCAGGGUAUUACCUUAUAACUACGAUAAUUACUUUGUUUCUUCCAGUGUUGAUGAAAAUGACUUGAAGCUUUAAACCUUAAAUUCUUAUAAACACCCUGGUGCCUUGAAAUGCGACGCCGAUCUCAGUGUUUUAUAUCCUGACAUUAUUACUGACGGUUCUGUGCUGCUCUUUGGCUUCAGUAAACCUAUAAACAACAAGAUGAAACGUG
This is a messenger RNA of Seriola aureovittata, 3274 nucleotides long. RefSeq names its product anoctamin 10a (gene ano10a). Lineage: Eukaryota; Metazoa; Chordata; Actinopteri; Carangiformes; Carangidae. Gene Ontology annotation, cellular component: plasma membrane. Bases 145 to 2139 code for a protein of 664 amino acids. The record is from RefSeq and is a predicted model, not a curated record. Gene Ontology annotation, molecular function: chloride channel activity. Gene Ontology annotation, biological process: chloride transmembrane transport. The transcript has 16 exons.